Molecule: messenger RNA, 2040 nt
Organism: Dothidotthia symphoricarpi CBS 119687
Lineage: Eukaryota; Fungi; Ascomycota; Dothideomycetes; Pleosporales; Dothidotthiaceae
Exons: 2
Coding region: 40-1761 (573 amino acids)
Biological process (GO): regulation of DNA-templated transcription
Molecular function (GO): zinc ion binding; DNA-binding transcription factor activity, RNA polymerase II-specific
Source: RefSeq, a predicted model, not a curated record
UAUAACUUCACUUACUCUACAGCAACAUGACCCACUACCAUGGAACAGCCAGCUCAAAAAAGAGUCUCGAAGGCUUGCGACGCGUGCAAGCGCCGUAAGGUCAAGUGUAACGGCCAGGAUCGCUGCCAGCAGUGCAGCCAUCUUGGUCUGAGAUGCGUUUACUCGCCUACGGGUAAACAGAGGGCACAAGGCAAGAGAGGUCAUGUCAUCUCGCAGUUCAAAAGUCACACCACCACAAAUGCUACCUCACCGCCUAUUCUGCCAGCCAUCUCCGUACAGCAAGGCUUUCCAUCACCAUAUGGUGAUGUCACUCAGUCAAUCGAGCGCAAUGGGAGCGAUAUCUCAUCUCCUUUGUCACCUUCCUUACCACAGUACAGCAAAGCAUUCUUCCUGGACCUUGUUCCGGACUAUAUGGGUGGAGUGUACCCCGUCCAGCCUGUCAUUGCGGAACAUGAACUUCGGCACUAUAUCCAAAGCAUGGACACGGAUCGAGAAGUACGCUCGUUUAUCUACGCUUUUGGUGGUUGCACGCUCAACUUGACACGGUAUGGCGACAGAAGAACUGCAGAAGUGGUUCAGACUAUCGAGCAGCUCAUGGACUAUUCGAUCGAAAGCAUGAGACCUACUUACAAACACUUCCAUUCGUCUGUCAUGAGAGCCAUGCAAUCCAUAUUCAUACAUAACUGCCUCAUGAGUCUGCAAGGCAACGAUUCCGCUUUCUACUAUAUGAGGGACGCCAUUUCCGUCAUUCAGUUACUCCGGAUCGACAAUCCUGAACACAUGGCGAGUCUAUCGCCCCCUGAAAGGUCGAGAAGACAGAGAUUGUAUUGGCAAGCUUACAUUCAAGAGCGCUUCAUCGCCAUCUUGGACUACCGACAUGCAAUACUACCACCACUAUACACCCUACCCGAGGACGAUCCCACCCUCCCCUUACAGGUCCACGAUGGUUUCAACCAAAUCAUCAAGCUAUUCAGACUCCUGGACACGGAGUUUCUAAACAGCUGGCUCGGCGCCCAAGACGGCAGCGUAACCAGCGUAACCAGCACCUGGGUAGAAGCCAAAUCGCGCGAACUAGAAGGCGACCCAGAAACCGACCAACGCGAGCUAGCCAGCCUAUCCAUGAUGCAGCGCGCCGACCUAAUCAUCACACGGGAAUGGCUCCGCACUCUCGUCUGGCGCCUAGCAAUGGGCCGCUCCCUCCUCUCUUCCCGCUCCUCAAAAGAAUGCCUCUCCCUCCUCUUCCCCGUGCGCCUCUCCCAAACCCUACGCCAACAGGUCUCCUCCAUGUCCCGCGAAGACCUCGAAGUCCACGGCAGCAGCAUCACGCAGAAGCUCUUCGAAAUCACAGACACCAUCGCAGACGUCCUGAUCCACGUGCCCGCCGCCACGCUCGAAGAAACAGCCCUCCGCAUAGACGACUUCCUCUUCGUCCUCGACUUCGUGCUACUCUUCCCGCAGCUGGACCAGACGCGGCGCGGCAUCCUGCUGGAGAAACUAGAGCGGCUGCAGACUAUGUUCCCCGAGGCCGUGAGCAAUGCUAGCUCGCCUAGUUUUCCGCCCGAUCUGAGGAGCCCCGGCGUGUACGAUCCCUGGCUGCAGGUUGCGCAGUCGAAGACGGCGGCGGGGCUGGAGGGGCUGGCGGAUGGGGUGGGGCGCGGCGGCGGGGUCCCGAAGUUGGAGGCGAGGGUUGCGCUGCAGACUACGUGGAAUAAUAUCUCGCAGCGGUUGUCGAUGGCGACGUUUGGGGCUGAGGCGGGGUGAGGGGGGUGGUAUAUCAAUUUGUCGGUUUGUUUCUACUCUUUGAUUUUGUUUGUUCGGGUUGAGGGAAGCGGGUGGAGUAUAGGGGGUAGUACUGUAAACAUGGAUGCACUUGAAAGGGACUAGGGGUUGUAUCUGAGUACACAACAAGGCAAAUAAGCAGCAGAUGAACAUGUAUACAAGACCCGCAACAACCCAGCCCACAACACCAGAUAACGCGGUGGAAAGCAAACACCCACCCAACCAUCUAUCCAUCCAUACAAUAACCUACACAUAACAAGU